Linepithema humile (Argentine ant) is the source of this 1155-nucleotide messenger RNA. The record is from RefSeq and is a predicted model, not a curated record. NCBI's taxonomy places the organism in Eukaryota, Metazoa, Arthropoda, Insecta, Hymenoptera, Formicidae.
UUCCGCGCAUGCUCAACCGAUGCAAUUGGUGAGUAUCGGGAGCGGGCUGCCAGCAGGAAACGCAAUUUCCUGACUUGCCUCGCAAAUACCGGAGUUCGGAGGAGCCGAAGAAGAGUGUGUGUCGGUGUGGGUGCGUCGGGUAGACAGAGUGGCGCAAAUACACAGUGCAACGGACGGUGUGACCUUGCUUGCCGCGCCGAGCAAAUUGGUCAAGUUCGCGCGCCAAUGGUACGACAUACAGUCGGGACCGGAAAUCGAGUCGUGGCAAGGCCUGCGCCUUGAACUAUUGAAAAUUUUCGAACGAAAAGUGCCGUUUUAUAAAGCGAUACAGCGGGUCGAGGCGCGUAAAUGGAACGCGCAAAAAGAAACUUUCGAUCAAUACACGAUCGCUAAACUGGCGCUAAUUAAUAAAAUGGACUUGCCGGUAAAAGACGCGAUCCAUCUAAUAAUUGGUGGAAUCACGCAAAGCUCAAUAAGAGCUACCGCGCUUUCGGUUGCAGACGAAUCGUUGGACAGUUUUCUCGCUAAAAUGAGAAUAAUUACGGAAGGCAGUACCGAGUGCGAGAAAAAGUCAGUGUCGAAUGUGCCGGUGAAAAGUAAAGACAGUGCGUGCCGAAAUUGUGGUCGAAAGGGCCACUCACACUUGCAAUGCAGAAGUGACGUCGUUUGCUUCUACUGCAAGGUGAAGGGCCAUCGCCAGUUCGAUUGUCCCGCGCUGAAGGGUCGAGCGGACGGGAAAUCGACGUUGCCGAACCAGCCGUCGGCGGUGCGGACCGUAGCAGCCGUUGCAGAGGCCGCCUCAUCCGAAGUUGAUGCUGACUCCGUCGUCGCUGCGGUCAUGGAGGCAGAAGGCGCCAGGAGAGGACUCAGCAAACUGUUUGCGAUUGUUACAAGUAUCUGUAAACAAUUAAGCGAAUUACGAGCUUUGGGAUGUCAUUAAACGAUCAAAGCUUUGAACAAGAACGAAGAAUGAAAAUUGUGACCAAAAGUCGUAAUUACUUUUUGAAAACGUAAGUAACAUUUAAAGCGCUUCCACAUCGUGUAUCUCAGAAGUAAUGAAGUAAGUAACUAACUUAGUAAAUAACUAACUUUAUAAAAACAUAUUAUUAGACUUCACGAUAUGAAUUAAGCCUAAGAAGAUUACAAAUUUCUUGA